Messenger RNA from Syngnathus acus (greater pipefish), 1563 nucleotides. It is a transcript of the gene lhfpl5b, whose product is annotated as LHFPL tetraspan subfamily member 5b. Bases 297 to 953 code for a protein of 218 amino acids. The record is from RefSeq and is a predicted model, not a curated record. NCBI's taxonomy places the organism in Eukaryota, Metazoa, Chordata, Actinopteri, Syngnathiformes, Syngnathidae. The transcript has 3 exons. Gene Ontology annotation, biological process: detection of mechanical stimulus involved in sensory perception; sensory perception of sound. Gene Ontology annotation, cellular component: plasma membrane.
AAAUUAUUAUUAUUAGGUUAAAAAGUAUGGAAAGUCUCACUAUCAAUCUUUAGGCCUCGCAUAUCCACACCCACACACUACAAAACCACCAACACUGUCCACACACGCUCUACUGCAGGCGAAGUCACGCCUCUCUCCAUGGUGCUGAAAGUUGAGUCCACCACGAACGAGUGCAGUCCAGGCAAGGCAGCCGCGGUCUGCAGGGGCGCGACUAACUUGACUGCCUGCCUGCCUGCCUGCCGAGCGUUUGAGUAACCACCCGCAAUCGCAACCCAUCCUUACCAUUGGUCCCGACAAUGGACCUACUUCCGGCCCAGGAGGCAGCGCGCAUUUACCACACCAACUAUGUGAGGAACUCACGGGCCAUCGGCGUCCUGUGGGCCGUGUUCACCAUGUGCUUCGUCAUCAUCACGGUGGUGGUGUUCAUCCAGCCUUUCUGGAUCGGCGAUAGCGUCAACACGCCGCAGGCGGGCUACUUUGGCCUCUUUCACUACUGCAUCGGCAACGCGCUCACCUCGGAGCUCAUCUGCAAGGGCAGCCUCCUAGACUUCGGCUCCAUCCCAUCACCGGCCUUCCGCACCGCCAUGUUCUUCGUGGCCGCGUCCAUGCUGCUGGUGGUGGCCACCACGGUGUGCUUCAGCCUCUUCUUCUUUUGCAACGCUGGCAGCGUCUACAAGAUUUGCGCCUGGAUGCAGCUGGCCUCUGCCGUUUUGAUGGUGAUGGGCUGCAUGAUCUAUCCCGACGGCUGGGAUGCCCCCGAGGUCAAGAGGAUGUGCGGCCAGCGGACGGAUAAGUACAGCCUGGGGAACUGCACGGUGCGCUGGGCCUACAUCUUGGCCAUCAUUAGCAUCCUGGACGCUCUCCUGCUGGCCUUUCUCUCCUUCACAUUGGGCAACCGGCAGGACAAACUGCUCCCGGAAGACUUUGAGGCGGAGGGUGCAGAAAACCCCUGAAGAGCCUGCAGUUUGAAGAUCUUAGACGUCACUGUGCAAGACAGAGGUUCCUUCAAUAGAACAAGGAAACUGAUGCAGUAUGCAACAUUUUUAUUCUAGGUUGAGUUUUUAAGUUUGAGUCCACACACACACAAAUGUACUUGUUGGCCACACAAUACAACCAAGCACAAACAUUUUCGGUCCAUUUAUUAAAACACAGCUACCCAGCUAAAUCACUUUGGCCAAGAUAUAAGAUUUGUUAGAAACUGUACAUAGUAACUAAUACUAUAUAUUUAUUCUUUGGUACAGAUAUUUACAACUAUUUUCACUUUUUUAUUUUUCCUCCUUUUCCAUGGGCAUUGUUUUUUUGUUUUGUGGCUUCCCGGUGCACACUAAUUUCGGAAUUGUGUCACUGUAGCACAACUGACUGCCAAUAAACUGACCAACUUUCUGAAUUUUACGAGAAAUAAUGCAUCUUUGCUCAACAAUCUAUGGCAGUGACAUUUAGUGAGAAAGAGAAUUGUUUAGUGGUGUGUGGUGAAUUUCACAUUAAUUAUAAAAUAUGUGCCUUGACUCAAUAUAGUUUGAGAAAUACCUUUCUAAAAGAACACCAGCGUCCUUUAAAAAAAAA